CUGCCUCAAUCAGAUAGCACAAUGCGAGAUUCCCGUUACUUCGCUGCGAAACAUGAUCUGUCUUCUCACCUUUCAUUAUGAUGUUGUAGCGUUUCAUCCAAGGAUCUGGUCCUGUUUCCGUCCGCGGUUUCCGUCGGUGUGAAAUAACAACAGCAGGCCGAUUCCGUUCAGCCGUCAUAAUGCAUCCGAUGCCUGCGUGCUCCGCUGGUGGUGGAGACAUAUUUGACAGUAUACAGAGAGGAAAUAUUGAACAGUGUAUACACUUCAUUCAAAACGAUCGAUCAGUCCUCAAGCAUAAAGGCUGGGGUGGUUUCACCCCGCUCCACUACGCUGCCCUCCAUGGUAACCGCGCCCUGACUGACCUGUUCUUAAGCAAUGGCGCUGACCCUAACCUGACAUGUGAUGCAGGACAGACAUCCUUUCAUUUUGCCUGCAGGCAAGGGAACAUCUAUAUCAUCCACCAAAUGAUGCAGUAUGGAGCUGAUUUGCGCCUCAUAGACCUACAGGGAAAAACAUCACUGCAUCAUGCUGUUACUGGAGGCAACAUCGUUGCAGUGCACUAUUUGUGGGAGACUGGAAUGUUCCGGUUCUCAGACACCGACAUGUACCAGGUGACGCCCCUUCACCUGGCGGCAUCCACUGGCAACACAGAGGUGGUGCGAUACCUGCUUAAAGACCAAAGAUGUGCUGUGGAUGCUGUUGACCAGCAGGGAGCGACAGCACUUCAUGUCGCAGCGGAGAGAGGUGGUGUGGAGGUGUGCUGGACACUGCUGCAGAGAGCAGGGUGCAGGAUGCUCCAUGAGAAGAACCACAACGGCCUCACACCACUGGACCUCAGCAAGCAGGGGAAAACAUUUCGACAUCAGCAGCUGACCAAACUACUGAGUCGGUACAUUAAUGAGCCAAUACACCACAAGCCCAGAGAGUCUCAUGUUUUGUACUACUGGACACUGUUUUUUCCAACUCUGAGCGGAGCUGCCAUUCUGCUAAUAGCAGCCAUGUUGGGAGGCUAUGGUGGGCUAAUCUGUGGCUUACUCUUUCCCUGGCUGGCCAGAAGCAUCUUCAUGCAGUACCACCGCAUGACCACAUACCAAAGGUUACCCAACCCGAUCUACUUGGGAACCCUCAUAGCCGGCAUGUUCCAUUCUCUGCUCUGCUUCUAUGGAAAAAUAAUGCCUAGUGUAUGGCCAACCAGUGCCCUGGUCCAGGUGUCAAUGGUCCACUUCUCCCUAGUCCUUGGUUUGUUCUGUAAGGUUCUGACUCAGGACCCCGGGACACUGGACAGAGCAGAUGCAGAUCCUCGGUUCUCCUGUAUCGCUGACCUGGUGGAGAACAACCAGAGCCCUCAUAGGUUCUGCCCAUACUGUGAGUUGUUUCAGCCUGACAACACUAAACACUGCAAGCUGUGUGAGGUGUGCAUCAAGGACUAUGACCACCACUGCCUUUUCCUCAACCGGUGUGUCGGCCGGGGUAACCACCGUCUCUUCCUCUUCUUCAUCCUCUCCAUGGUGACAGCCCACCUUCUUUUUGUUGCCACGGCAACAAGUUACCUGUACGACAAAAUGCCUGCCAGCAGUCACAGCUUGUCGUUGUGGCUCACGUUGUUGGGGGAGGAGUUCUGGGUCGUGGUCAUGAUGAUUAUGAAUGCGCUGACGCUCCUGUGGGAGGUGUGGCUACUGACCGAGCAGUUUGAUGCCGUCGCCAUGGGAACGACCACCUACUUUAGACACUGUGAAAACUCUGUGCGACAGAGGUCACUAGGACAGCGUUCGGUCACAGUACUGUCGUUUCUGCUGGAGGGACGGAGACGGGUGGGCGGCAUACACACAAGAGAGGACAAAACUGCCAUAGACAUUUAACACUGUCAGUUUGUCUUGUUUGUGAUAUUGCUCACUUAGAGUUAUAGAAAUUCACAGUUUACAGAAACAUCUGUGUGCACUCAAAUUUGUGAUAAUGUCCUCUUUAGAUUCAAUAAUUCUCUAACGCCAUAUAACAUGUUGUACUUGAAUGUAAAAUUUGGUUAUAUCCUAAUAUAUUUUAAUAUACAAUAGGCUGUAGAGUAGAUAUGUCUGCAGUUUUGUGACUAGCAAAGAGUUUUAGACUUUCACCUAGUUUUUAGUGACCUCACAGAACACUAAGAUAACAGUGUUAUUAAUGAAAUUGUUGGUUUACAUUGUUCUGUGUAAAAUACUGGAUAUUUCUAGAACUGUGUUUUAGCAGGGAACGCCUCUGAGAACAUGACUGCUAACACUGACACCUGUUUUGAUAUUCUACAUCAGCAGCAUAUACUUUCUCAAAUCUUCCUCAUUAGUGUUAUUUUCAAUUAAAGUGUGACAUGGUGUAAAGCAUAGUUCAUAUUGGUGAAGAUAUAACAUUAGCAAGUCCUGUGAUUAGCUGGCGAUAAUGGUUAAUAGCAGGUGCGCCGAAAGACUUUGUUCCCAACAUAAUGGCGUUACCUCUAUGACUUGCUCCCUGUCAUUUGUGCCAUGACACUUCCUCUGCUCUCACUAAUGGGACUCUUCAUGCCUCCAAUUACACACACUCAUUUCCUAUGUGUCCCUGAGGACCAUAUUUCUAGAUUAUAGAUGAUGUUCCCCACAACCCCUCAGAGUCUGGUGUGUCUGGACUAUGUGAGCGGCUAUGUCAUGUGAUAUAAUUUAGUGUCUACUGUACUGCCUAUUAUACAUAUGGAUAGGUAGAUAAGAUGAGUGCAUGUAAGCCUGUGAAACUGAGUGCUUUUAUUGUAUAUCUCUGUCCCUGGAUCAGUCAUUGGCUGCCACUUGUCGAUAUCCUAAUAUAUUUUACAUGUACUAAUGUUUUUAUUUGUGGUGACACAGUUUCUUUAGGUUUCCAGGAUGAUACCUCAUAUUUGUGCCAUGAUGUUUUUUUAUGCUGUAGGAAAAAUAAUAUAUUUAAUAAAGAAAAUUA
Molecule: messenger RNA, 2928 nt
Organism: Thunnus maccoyii (southern bluefin tuna)
Lineage: Eukaryota; Metazoa; Chordata; Actinopteri; Scombriformes; Scombridae
Product: putative ZDHHC-type palmitoyltransferase 6
Exons: 10
Coding region: 180-1859 (559 amino acids)
Biological process (GO): protein palmitoylation
Cellular component (GO): Golgi membrane
Molecular function (GO): protein binding; palmitoyltransferase activity
Source: RefSeq, a predicted model, not a curated record